Eleginops maclovinus (Patagonian blennie) is the source of this 3922-nucleotide messenger RNA. It is a transcript of the gene prickle3, whose product is annotated as prickle homolog 3. Gene Ontology annotation, molecular function: zinc ion binding. Lineage: Eukaryota; Metazoa; Chordata; Actinopteri; Perciformes; Eleginopidae. The transcript is spliced from 11 exons. The coding region runs from base 157 to 2556 and encodes 799 amino acids. The record is from RefSeq and is a predicted model, not a curated record.
CUCUAAGGCGGAAGGAGGAUCAGUCAGUCCUGAGAGAAACAUCAUGUAGUUCAGCAGAGACUGGAGACAGUUUAUAUAACACUACACUGAGUUUUUACCUCUUUUUUAUCCACCUGGAGCCUCAUUUUCUGGGUGUUUUAACAUCAAACUGACGUGAUGUUCCUCCGCGGAUCUAAAAAGCGACGGUCUAACCGCUCGCAGGAGGAAGAGGACCCGGACCGAGGGCAGCCCUGUAUGCGCUGCGGGGAUCAGUGCCCCGGCUUCCAGGUCCACGGCUGGAGGAAGAUCUGUGUGCACUGUAAGUGUGCGCGUGAGGAACACGCGGUGCGGGCCGUGCCGGGUCAGCUGGAGAAGAUGAUGACCAAGCUGGUGUCCGACUUCCAGAGACACUCCAUCUCCGACGACGACUCCGGCUGCGCUUCAGAGGAAUACGCCUGGGUGCCGCCGGGGCUCAAGCCCGAACAGGUGUACCAGUAUUUCAGCUGCCUGCCGGAGGACCGGGUCCCGUAUGUAAACAGUCCGGGGGAGAGAUACCGGAUCAAACAGCUGCUGCACCAGCUGCCAGCUCACGACAGCGAGUCUCAGUACUGCAACACUCUGGACGACGAGGAGAAGAAGGAGCUGCGAGUGUUCAGUCAGCAGAGGAAGAGAGAGAACCUGGGCCGAGGCGUCGUCAGACUCUUCCCUCUGACGAUGACGGGCGCCAUCUGCCAACAGUGUGGCCGUCAGAUCUGCGGGGGGGACAUCGCGGUGUUUGCCAGCCGCGCGGGGCAGAGCGGCUGCUGGCACCCUCAGUGUUUCCGCUGUCACACCUGCAGCGAGCUGCUGGUCGACCUCAUCUACUUCUUCCAGGAGGGAAACAUCUACUGCGGCCGGCACCACGCCGAGAGGCUGAAGCCCCGCUGCCAGGCCUGCGACGAGAUUAUUCUGGCUGAUGAGUGUACGGAGGCCGAGGGGCGGUACUGGCACAUGAAGCACUUCUGCUGCUUCGAGUGUGAGGCGGCGCUGGGCGGGCAGCGUUACAUCAUGAGGGAGAGCCGGCCGUACUGCUGCUCCUGCUACGAGUCGCUGUACGCCGAGUACUGCGACACCUGCGGGGAACAUAUAGGUAUCGAUCAGGGCCAGAUGACGUACGAGGGGCAGCACUGGCACGCCGUGGAGUCGUGCUUCUGCUGCGCCCGCUGCCGGCUGCCCCUCCUCGGCCGGCCCUUCCUCCCCCGAUCGGGACUCAUCUUCUGCUCCAGGCCCUGCUCUCUGGGAGAAGACCCCGACAACUCCGACUCCUGCGACUCCGCUCUGCAGAUCAGACCCACUCAGCACCGGCGCUGGGAGGCGGGGAAACACCAGCAGCACUGUGGGUCUCCUCUGCAGCCACCAGAGGGCGUCAGGCUGCCGGUGACUGUCUCUAAAGACUGCAUACACACAGCGGGGGAGAACAGAGGUGUUCACUGCACCACUCCGGUUCAGAACGGCCUUCCCUCCCCCGCUGGUCAGCCUCACCCCCGGGGCUCGUACUCCCCUCUCCCCCACAUCCAUCUAGGAAACGGCUUAGGCCCGUCGUGGCCCAGCGACCUCCCCCACUACAGCUUACUGCCGGGGGACACGGCUCCGGCGCUGAAUGGGAAUACUGGACUGACUGGUCUGAACUCGAGAGGAACGAGCAGCGCUAAGGACUGCAGGAACUGGGUGGAGAGGACCAACCAGGUGAUGCAAGUGUUUCCUCCUCAGAAAAACUCUCACCUCAUCUCCCCCAUCUCCCCCCCCGACCCCUCCUCCGUCCUCCCCCCUCCUCUCCCGUUGAAGUCACGUGACGUGAUGUCCCGGGACUCCCCUUCUCCGAGCCUCCCCCCGCCGCCACCACCGCUGGAGGACACGCCCUCAGACUCCCCCCCACCUCUGUCCCGCAGCGGCACAGCCAGGGUCAGCUUCAGAGAGCCAAUCAGCAGCAGCUACUCUGUGGAAGGAGAGGAGGAGGAGGAAGAGGAGGAGGAUCUGAGGGAGGAAGAGGAGCAGCAGCAGGAGGAAGAGGAGGAGGGAGGCUUUGGGAGCCGGCUGAAUCUGCAGAAGGGAAUCCCCCCUCAGAUGGAUCUGCUGGAUGGAUCCUCGUAUCACCAGCGGAGUCUGCGGCGGGGCUGGAGCAGGACUCGUGUUCCCUCGGACCCCGCCCUCCACACCGGGUCAGAGCGGCGGCCCCGACGCUCUCGAUCCGAACGACCCCGCCUCGACGUCCUGGACUGGAGGGGGGAGAGAGGGGAGAGGGAGAAGGGGGAGAGAGGGAACCCCUCCUCUCUCAGCCUGCAGCUGAGACACUACAAACACGAGGACUGCUCCACCUGCUCCUCCUCCUCAGACUCCGAGGAGGAGGGCUUCUUCCUGGGGAAACCUAUCCCUCUGCCCCCCCAGCUCCGGAAACAGCCCCCCAAGGAGGACCGAGGGCGAGAGGAGGAGGGGGAGGAGAGGGAGGUUCAGAAGGGGGGGCUGAGAGGCAGCUUUAGGAGGAGGAGAGCUCACAGCCUCGGAGCUAAGGACAAAGAUAAAAACUGUGCCAUCUCCUAACAGCACAGAUCUCCCGACCACAGACCGUUCACUUACACCAUUUCCCAGAGUGGGAGGAGUAAAGUCUGUCUCCUCACGCAGCCCCUCCUCACUCUGGUGUUCACAGGGUUCAUGAUAACACAAGACAUGCAGACUUUAAUAACAAAGGUGAUCUGCAGUCCCACCCUACUUAUCAAGAGGAAGCAGAGCACACCUCAGACCUGACCUUUAAUGCAACAGUCCCACAUGAUGGGGUAUUAGGCUCACUGUAGGGGGAGGAGUCAUGGGGAAGGGAGCCAGGGCAGGGGAAGUAAUCCAAGGAAAUACUCAACAUUUCUGAGCAAAGCUUUUCCGAAAUUAUUAAGGAACAAAAAUAAGAAAAAACCUACAAAUUCUCAGAAAUGAUUACAUAACAAAUCUAGCAAAUCAAAUAUUUUCUGAGAUUACAAAGUCAGAAAUGUACCAGAAAAAAUAUUCAGAAAUUGAGAUUUGAAAUAAUAGAUUAAUGAGAAGAACAUUGAGAAUAUAUCUGAGAUUUUAAGUAAUAAUUUAAAGAGAAAAUAAACUAAAUAUUCCAGAAUUCAAGUCAUACAUUUACGAGAAAAUAAAUCAGAGAAUUUCUGAUAUUUUAAGUUCUGAAUAUACGAGACGGGGAAAAAAUCCAGUCAGAAAUGUGCAAGAAAAAAUCUGAACAUAAACAAGACGAUUGGAUAAACGUUAGUAAAGAUUUAUUUAUAUGUUUUGUCUUUACUUAGCAAGGUUGGUUCUGCUCAUCACAUUGCCACCUGUCGUGUAUCAGGACCUUCAAUGUAUGAAUGAAGCAUUUGAAAAAUAGGGUUAGGGUUAACCAACGACUUACAUCUCAGGAAUUCUGAUUUACUCUCUGGAUUGUUUCCCUUCCAGCAUUGAAUUGUUAUUGUUCUAUACAGCCCAUAAUACGCCGUCACCGUGUUGACUCCUAAUGCAGUGUAUACAUGUUUAUGAAUCCUGUGAAAAGUGAUGAAUGUGGUUAUUAAAACUCGCUCCUCCAUCAAGAAAAUAUGGAAUAUAUAUUAUUGUUAACCACUUCUCUGUGCUCUUAUGUGCAAUGUUUUAUACAUGACUGUAAACUACAGCUAAGAACACUCAAUGGCCAAAUAUUAUGGGAUGGAGUUUCACACAAAGGAGGAUUCAAAGUGGCUCCCUGAGGUUGUGAGUGUUGUGCAGUCCAGAUAAAACACUGCAGCGUUUCUGUGCGUUCACGUCUUAUAGUGGAAAAACACUUUGACUUAUUUUGAUAUACUUGGUGUCGGUCGCUGUUUUAUUUCUGUUUAAAACGAGAUUAUAAAUCUGUUGGUAUGAUUGUGAGAGACAACUUUAUGCUGAUAUUAAAUUUGUCUAAAUUCUU